Messenger RNA from Funneliformis mosseae, 766 nucleotides. NCBI's taxonomy places the organism in Eukaryota, Fungi, Glomeromycota, Glomeromycetes, Glomerales, Glomeraceae. The record is from the annotation of a GenBank genome assembly.
GAAGAACAAGUUAUCUCGCAUAUUUUACAAGGGAAGAAUUUAAAACCAAUUUCAGAAUAUAAUGAAAAGAAAUUUCAUCAUAUAAUAGAAUUUUCAACUCCCAACAAUGCACUACCAACCUAUUCAGGUCAACUUAUUAAGAUUAAUAAUAAACUUUGUAUAAGAUUUUGCUUCUCUGAGGGAACAGAUCGAGAUUUUCAAAUAGAAGAAAGUGUACAAAUAGUUAACAUUCAUGAAAGAUUAUUCGCCGAUGGUAAUUGCACACACUUUCCAGAUCAAUUUAUUCUUGUACCUGAAUCGAGUAAUAACCUUGGGAUGGUAACAUCAAACGGAAGAGGAGUUAAUGGUGAUUUAAACCCAAAUCUUCAUGAUUUUGAUACGGGAGUGCUAACGUCAAAACAACAAGAAACCAUUCGGCAGCUGAAGUUGAAUCAUGGUUUAUUUUUGGACGGAACUAGUGUAGAACCUAGUAAACAGGCUGUUAUUGUUGAAGAUGGAAGCCUAAAUGCAACAUUAUAUAAAGGACAUCCUAUAGUAUACACUAGCAUUAACGAUCCCACAUCUUCUACAAAUUUUCUAGCGUUUUACGAUCAUUAUAAAGCAAAUUUUAAAAACCAAAAACCACCGAUUGAUUGCAUUAAUUAUCCAGUUGCUGAAUUGACUUAUAAAGGUGAUUUGUUAGAGGCCUUUUCAAAUUACGUAGAUGAAUCCAAAGAACAAUUGCAUGAUUUAUAUGGUCACCUUUUUGCAAAAAGAACUUUGCUUG